AGAGAGUGACGAAAUGCUGCAAUCCAAACUUGCUUCUUUCGAUUACGAAAUCAGAACGUUGGUGCAAGAAGUAGAGAAGCAUACGAAGGACUCCCACAGAGCAACACAGAACAAAGAGGCUGACCAAGCCAUGCUGCAACAGAAGCGUCUGGAUUAUGAACGCUUGAAGCUGGAGUUGGAGAGUCAUAUCAAAAGAAUCAGCGACGGCAUGGAUCUACUGGCAGUACUCAAGAAGAAGUUUGAGAUGUCUCUCAACGCUGUGGAUGGAGAUCUCGUGAGUGAUUUAGAAAGCGACAACCACGAACUGCGACAGGCUGUGUUGUUGCGGUUCCAGGAAGCACUUAUACACCUGCAGAAAGCCAAGCAAGGAGAGCUGGAGGAUGCUCGGGCGGCACUGGAGGCACAUCAGACGGACACCAACAAGACGAUCACCACCAAGGAGAAUGAGCUACGCGCUAAGAACCACGGCACCGAUCUUCUGAAGCAAAAGCGGGCGACAGGCGUGUCUCAACUGACCGAAGUAACCGACAGUCUCGCUGCACUUCCCCGUCGGUCUACGACUGUUGAGUUGGAGAUUGCCGAAAGCAACGUCGAAAAUCUG
Messenger RNA from Sphaeroforma arctica JP610, 601 nucleotides. RefSeq lists its product as hypothetical. The annotation marks the transcript as partial. The transcript is spliced from 5 exons. The record is from RefSeq and is a predicted model, not a curated record. Lineage: Eukaryota; Ichthyosporea; Ichthyophonida.